AUGGUUCCAGAACGCAAUCUCCUCCUCAGGGGACGAUCUGGACAACCCAAAGAUCCAACACCAGAACCCAAAGAUCCAACUCCAGAACCCAAAGAUCCAACACCAGAACCCAAAGAUCCAACUCCAGAACCCAAAGAUCCAACGCCAGAACCCAAAGAUCCAACGCCAGAACCUAAAGAUCCAACGCCAGAACCCAAAGAUCCAACACCAGAACCCAAAGAUCCAACGCCAGAACCCAAAGAUCCAACGCCAGAACCCAAAGAUCCAACGCCAGAACCCAAAGAUCCAACACCAGAACCCAAAGAUCCAACUCCAGAACCCAAAGAUCCAACGCCAGAACCCAAAGAUCCAACGCCAGAACCCAAAGAUCCAACGCCAGAACCCAAAGAUCCAACGCCAGAACCCAAAGAUCCAACGCCAGAACCCAAAGAUCCAACGCCAGAACCCAAAGAUCCAACUCCAGAACCCAAAGAUCCAACUCCAGAACCCAAAGAUCCAACGCCAGAACCCAAAGAUCCAACGCCAGAACCCAAAGAUCCAACGCCAGAACCCAAAGAUCCAACGCCAGAACCCAAAGAUCCAACGCCAGAACCCACAGAUCCAACGCCAGAACCCAAAGAUCCAACGCCAGAACCCAAAGAUCCAACGCCAGAACCCAAAGAUCCAACGCCAGAACCCAAAGAUCCAACGCCAGAACCCAAAGAUCCAACUCCAGAACCCAAAGAUCCAACGCCAGAACCCACAGAUCCAACGCCAGAACCCACAGAUCCAACGCCAGAACCCACAGAUCCAACGCCAGAACCCACAGAUCCAACGCCAGAACCCAAAGAUCCAACGCCAGAACCCAAAGAUCCAACGCCAGAACCCAAAGAUCCAAUGCCAGAACCAGUUGGACUGACAGGAAGCCGGAGGAGAGAGACGGGAGGAUUUUGCUGCAGCGACGCCAGAAAGAGGCAAGAGGAGGGGGAGAGGAAAGAAAAGAGACGUUCAAGAUAA
This is a messenger RNA of Xiphophorus couchianus (Monterrey platyfish), 996 nucleotides long. Its product is annotated as extensin-like. Bases 1 to 996 code for a protein of 331 amino acids. NCBI's taxonomy places the organism in Eukaryota, Metazoa, Chordata, Actinopteri, Cyprinodontiformes, Poeciliidae. The transcript is spliced from 2 exons. The record is from RefSeq and is a predicted model, not a curated record.